AUGGUCUGCUGGAUCUGUGAAAAGGGGACUGGGAGCAGCUGGAGAAGAGACUCGCAGAGAGUUUCUGGGAGACGCUUCAUUCUCCCUGUGUGGAUGGACUGUUUUCCUCACUCUGCAUGGAUCAAAUGGGUAAAGUACGAAGAUCCCCAAGCCUCCAAAGGACUCACUGGUGCCCUGGAUGCCCGGCAGCAGCACACAGGAACAGUGCCAGUUCCCCAAGCAAAUUUCAUGGAAGACAUAGAAAAGUGGCUCUCCACUGAUGUGGGAGAGGCAGAGGAUGCAAAAGGUGUCACCAGUGAAGAGCGAGCAAAAGUUGCGGACCGGCUACCCACUUUGUCCAGCUCCUCAGCAGAGACGUCCGUCUCCCCUCCUGCUGCCAGCCGUCAUCGGAAGCAAGCAAAGGAAGAUGAUGCUAUGUUUGCUUUGUGAAUGCUGUGGACUGGUGUGCCGUGGAGCAAGAUGCUGUGUGUGCUGUUUUGCUUGCCUCCAACCAGGGGCCAGCAGGGGAAGGACUCUGUCCCCUUCCUCCACUCUCUUCCUGUUUUCCCUUUGAGUUGUUUUUAUUUUUAAGCUGCUUUCAGAUUUCAGAUAAUCUUUGUUGUGUUUAGGGAUGUCAUACAAUAGACUUGUGAAGGGGGUUUUCAAAGCUGCUAGAGAACGUGGGAGUUUAGUGGGCUUCUUUUUUUCGGUACAGUGUGGGCAAAGUAGAAGCUCCCCAUCCUCCUCUCCAGUGAGGUAGUCAGAAAUCUUGCCCAAGAAACAGGAGAGGCUGCAGUCUGCUGCUGAAAUCAUUCCUGCCUGCCUCUUUCCUUGCCCCACCCCUAGAACGGAUCUCCAGCCCUCUGCCUGCCACUGUUAGACUGGAAAGCAUGAGGAUGCAAAGCAUUACAGGUGGCAGAGGAGGAACACUAACGGUAGAGGGACCC
Molecule: messenger RNA, 926 nt
Organism: Tauraco erythrolophus (red-crested turaco)
Lineage: Eukaryota; Metazoa; Chordata; Aves; Musophagiformes; Musophagidae
Source: RefSeq, a predicted model, not a curated record